AAGGCGGUCGGGGCUUCUUCCAGCGGCGGCGAGGGCUGGGAGAAGAUGGCGGCGGUUGCCGGCUGGGCCUUGCUGGGCCUGGCGCUGUGGCUGUGCGCGGCAGCCGGGGCAGGCGAGCCGGAGGGGAAGCGGCGAGCGGGGCCAGCCAAGAAGAAGGACAUUCGAGACUACAACGACGCGGACAUGGCUCGGCUGCUGGAGCAGUGGGAGAAGGAUGAUGACAUUGAAGAGGGUGAUCUUCCCGAACACAAGAGGCCUCCAGCACCAAUAGAUUUCUCAAAAAUUGAUCCAGGCAAGCCUGAAAGUAUCCUGAAGCUGACAAAAAAGGGGAAGACCUUGAUGAUGUUUGUCACAGUGUCAGGGAACCCUACAGAAAAGGAGACCGAGGAGAUCACCAGCCUCUGGCAGGGCAGUCUCUUCAAUGCCAACUAUGAUGUGCAAAGGUUUAUUGUUGGGUCCAAUCGAGCCAUCUUCAUGCUGCGUGAUGGUGGCUACGCCUGGGAGAUCAAAGACUUCCUGAUCAAUCAGGAAAGGUGUGCAGAUGUUACUCUGGAAGGUCAGGUUUAUCCUGGCAAAGGAGCAGAAGAAAAUGAGAAAGGCAGAAACAAAACCAAACCGGAAAAAGCAAAGAAGAAAGAUGCAGACAAGAAAUCCAAUAGCAUCAAAGAGGACAACAGGGCCACCAAACAGAGAGAGGAUCUAUGAUGGAGGCAUGAAUCAAACUGAGUGCUGCUCUGCUGCCUCUGGAAGGGAAACUCAUUCUCCAUACAAUUGCUGGCUUUACCUGGGGGAAGGAAGAAAGCAGAGAUUCCUGAGGUUCAAAGACUAGUGUGCUGAAAUUCACCAGGUUACUUAUUAACAUUGGCCAUAUGUUUAGUUACAGGAAAGGUAAUGGUUAAUGGCAGCAACUCCCUGCUUUCAGUUUUGUUUUUUGUAUGCCUUUGUUGAUUAAAAUUAACAUAGAAGUGUGUGUGUCUAACAUCACAACAUGGAAAAGAAGAAGUGCAAUCUCAGAAUGUGUCACCUUCAUCUGCAGGAGCCCUGCAGGUACCAACAGCUGCUGUUAGCAGAGUACGCUGCUAAAGGAUUCUCUGGAAGGCCACUUUGCUGGGCUCACUUGGUAAAACUGCCUGGAAUGAUGAAGAACAUUGGCCAAAGAUGGCUGAGGUGAUGCUGUUUAGUGCUUGUCUGGUUAUCCUGCAUAUUUCUUUAAAACAAAACCCAUUCCGUGUGUCCCCAGAAUUACAUGGAAGUACUUAGAGGUAUGGCAGAAGCUAGGUAGAUAGUUGGCUAAUGGAUUCCAAACCUUUGCAGGAAGGAGGUUCUGUACCCCUCAGAAGUGGUGCCAGGAUGUUCAUGAAUUACACAGUGCCCACACUGGCUGUGUGUGAGUGAUGAGAAGAGUCAGGCUGAUGCCAUUGUGGUUGCUGCCUCUGCCAAAGAAGCAGGUGCCUGUGGAAGCAGGUGUUGUGUGUGGUCUGUUACCUAGACUGAGCUAGCAGCAAGCUUUCACUUGGACAUUAAUUUGUUUUCCUGGUUUCUGUGUUCAAAUGUUUGGAAGACUCCUGCUUACAGUACAGAGUGGAACUCAGACAUAGCCCCUCCUAAGGGUUAAUAAGCAGCCUGGGGCUUUGGGUACAGGUUCCCCACUGCCACAUUGGCUGGUGAAUGGACAUUUGAUGUGUGGUGUGUGGGAACAAACACCAUUUCUCCUGGAGAGACCUGGGCAGGCUUUGUAACUGUUCAGGCUGUGCUCAGUUACAUGCAUUGCUCAAAGCUGUUUCAUUUCUGCCUUGCUCUCUGCUAAGGACUAAAUCCACCUUGUCUGUGCAGUCCACAGCAUUUUCCAGAGGGAAAGAGCAGAGCAAACUCUUCAUUUGAUACCAAGAUGUUUCUUUGAGUCUUUCAGGUGCUAAAUUCCAAGUGUCUUGGAUUAAAGGUCCUAACUGAACCGUAAUGGUUGGUCCUGGGGAAGCGCCAGUGUCAGAAGUGGGAAACUGACUCUGACUGCUGCUUCUGAAAUAAAAGCUGUCACUAAACUCACUGCCUCACUGAGUAGUAAAACUACAGUUAGAUAUGUAGCUUGUAGAUAGGAAGGUUCCAGGUGAUCGGUUUUGAUAUUUGUAUGAAUUUAGAAUUAAAGCCUUUUGGCCACACUAUUAAAACAAACCCCUGCCUGUUGGGAAAAAUGGGGAAACACAGAAUUUACAGUGGAGUACAAAGGCUGUAAAAGCUAAACCUGUAAAUCUGAACCAGGAGUGAAGUUGAAGGGUCUGUGCAGGUGUUUGGAUAUGGAAUUGCAUGGAGGAGGAUGUGCAACCCAUCUCUUGUUCAUAACUUGCACAGCGGUUUGCCAGGUGUUCUUGCUAGAAGAUGGUGCUUCUUACCUCAAGAGACAACAGAGGCCAGGCUAAGCUGUAAAAAUGAGAACUCUUAAUAAGGGAGUUUUCUUUUUGCAACCUAGAGCUGUGCUGUGACAGUUGAGGCCAUGAUCAGAAGUGUGAAAGUGCAGUUUCUGUAUUGCUCCCAAAGUUACCAGGCUUAAACACCAUUUCUCUUUGAUUGGCUUUUUCCUGAACUAAGUAAUUAAGCAAUGAAAAGUAGCAUCCAAAUAAUAUGAAAACAAAUGAGCCAAGGAGGAGGAACAAUUACUAUGCUUAGCCCAGAUUUGGUAGCAAGCUUUGGUGUUGCCCAGUUAAACUCAUGCUGGCAUUGCCUGUACUACACUCAGACUGGUUUUAUGCUACAGAAUAUAUUUACAUCUACAGGUGUUUGGCCUUGCUUGUUUGUAGGAGGUUUUGUUAUUAGUAGUAGUGACCAGAGGGCUGCUUUUUGAUACAAAAUACUGCCUUCAGUUGAGGAUUUUUUUUUGUCUUCCAGUUUUCUUCUCUCAUUUUCAUGCUUUCCAGUCAACAGAUAAUUAAAUGUUUAGUAAAGAGAAUGAGGCAGUCUAGCAGGAUGCUUCAUCACCAGCCAGUCUUCAGCUAUCACAGUUCAUAACUUCUGCUGCCUUUGAAGGCUUUAAGCCUUUGAGACCCUUGCAGUGCUGCCUAUGCAGAGGCUGUUUUGCACUAACGAAAGGCCUGGACGCUCACUUUUAUCUAUUAAAAAACCCCGCCAAUCUCCACAAAAUUCCUUAAGGCCAUUAAUAUUCUAGAGGUACUCAGCAGAUGCUGGGCUCUGCUUUCCACCUGGUGUUCAUUAGGGUCUCACCAGCCCUCCAGUACAAGAGUUUUGGCUCUAAGUACAGGCAGUUCAGAUACAGCCUUUAAAACUUCAUUUCAGGAGGCAGGGUAGUGAUUGUGGCUCAUGUCAGUGCUGCACAGAGGUCCAUGGCAAAUGAUCUGCUUUCAUGACAGCUGAAUGUUCUGUUGCCUUUCUUCACUCAGCUCAGUGCUUUCUCUGUCCCAGUGCCAUAACAAAGUUUUCUAAGGUAUCUUUGUAACCCAGCUGUCCUCAGCAGAGCCCCUUUGCCAAUGACAGUGCACACAAUGUGAUUGCACUUCGUGAGACAUUUCUGAUGGACAAUCAACUUUUUAUGUAAUAAAACACUGUAACAAACA
This is a messenger RNA of Pogoniulus pusillus (Red-fronted tinkerbird), 3563 nucleotides long. RefSeq names its product mesoderm development LRP chaperone (gene MESD). Bases 46 to 705 code for a protein of 219 amino acids. Gene Ontology annotation, molecular function: low-density lipoprotein particle receptor binding. The transcript is spliced from 3 exons. NCBI's taxonomy places the organism in Eukaryota, Metazoa, Chordata, Aves, Piciformes, Lybiidae. Gene Ontology annotation, biological process: protein folding. The record is from RefSeq and is a predicted model, not a curated record.